AAAUUUUCCCGGUACGUGAGUUUUGGGGGAGGAGAUGGUGUACGGUACUUGCUCAAACUGCGCCACCUAUACUAGUUUUCUUUUCAACGAGACACAGCCCACAAUUCUAACUCUUCCAGUUAGUCUACGGAGAAAUUUGCAGAGCCGCGUCUUCAGCUGUGGGAACUUUUACACUUUGUUUUUAAGAAAUCGGGAUCCCAGUUUCGCAAUAAUCGCUGUCGGCUGCUUGACCUUUUUUUAAAAAAAAUCUCCUCAGUUAAAAAUGAAGGGAUCGAAUUGGUGUUUUGAAGCGGCGAUCGAUUGGGUCUUCUUACAGUUCUUACCAUUUUGAAGUGUUGAGAUUACAAAUGUUGAGGGCUAUCGACUUUGUUAACUGGGUGCAUCAACUACAUUGGAAUAUUAAAGAAUUUAUUGGCACAAAGAACAGCUGUAAUGGAAGAUAAUGUAAAAUUUCACAAAGUAUAAUUUGUGACAAAUCGGUUUUACCAAUUUUGCGUUGAGAUUGGAUCAAAUAUUGAGCAUCAGCUUUUAUCCGCAUAAAGAAUUGAGUCUUUUUUUUGGAUUAUAUUUGAAGACUAAAACCUGAUCAUUGAGGCUUUUAAGUUUCAGAAUUCCAGCAUACCUGUGCUCCUUUCAAAUCUAGAAAAUGCCAAUCCUGAAACAGCUGGUGGCAAGCUCCAAUCAAUCCAAACGGCGCUCUCGCAUAGACUUGACUGCAGACAUGAUCAGUGCUCCUCUUGGUGAUUUCAGGCACACGAUGCAUGUAGGUCGUGGGGGUGAUGUCUUUGGAGACACUUCAUUCCUUUCUAGCAAGUUUGGGGCUGCAGGUGCUACCGCUCCUGCUGAAGCGACACCCAAGCCAGGGCUUCUCUCUCGGAAAUUCAGAAGCAGCAGCAAAAGGUCUCAGUCAGUAACACGUGUUGAUAAGCGAGACACAUUGACACAGAGUGAUUCAGCAAUAUUUGUGAAAAAUGCAGUGUCUCUGCCUCAACUCAAUGAUAAGACUGUGGAGCCAACUAAUCAGAUGGCAAAGAGCCUUUCAUCAAGUCCGAUAAAAAAGCUUGCAAAUGAACAAAUGGAAGAUGUACCUGUCAAUGGGGCUGCCAGCACUGUUGCAAGUAAAUGUACAGAAUAUCAAGAUGAGCGAGAUUUUGGAGAUAUUACCGAUCUUCCUACUUCACUUUCCAGUGGUGGCUUUCCACUAAAGCAUGCUGAAUCCAUCAUGUCCUUUCAUGUCGAUCUUGGUCCUUCAAUGCUUGGUGAAAUUUUAAGUGUUAUGGAAAAAGAUACAUGGGAAAAUGAUGCUGAUCUUGGUAUUGGCGAUGACAAACAAGGACGGUUUUCUAAUUCACAAAUUGUGGCCAAGGAGAAGCUUGUAGAGGAACCUGCAGUAUCAACAAUGGCCUUGCAAAAUAACAUUAAUAGUGUUGUGUACAGCACGGCAUCUGGGAGCCACUUAUCACAAGAUAGUGGCUCCUUGUCAAGUUUGGCAUCUGGCACUACAGAAGAGAGGCGGUCAGUUUAUGAGGGAGUUAGUCAUGGAGAUGUAGACAGUAUGAAAAAUACAGCUGAAUCCAGAGAUACCUUCAAAGAGGAAUCUAUGAAUGAAGGAGAUGAGGAUUUUACCUUCAUGGAUGAAGAGGAUGAAAUCCGUGUGUAGAAUUGGCCUAUUUGGAUUGGCAUAUUUGCUUUUUUAUUAAGGAUUUGGAGAACAAGAUGACUUUAUCUGUCCUAGAAUUUACAGCAUUAAUGAAUUAUGGCAGGAUUGCACUAAACUCUUACACCACAGACUCAAAAUAUAUUCUGUAAUAAAGGCUGUAACCAAAAUUCUUUAAUCCACAGAGGCCAGCAACACCUGCAACUCCUCAUGGCGGCUCACUGCUUAUGUGUUAUUCAACCAGAAUUAACCAUAUAUUACGCACAUUCCUAAACGGUGCAAGUGCUAUGUUUGUGCUACCUUUUUAUACAAAAAGUAUGCGCUCGUACUAAUCUCAUUUUAAUAUCUGACAAUUCACUGUGUGACCCAAAGGACACUCCUUAGAAAAAUGGCUUGUUUGCUUCCUGUAUCACUACUCGGCCUUAUUUGGAAUCUCUGGUUUAAGGUGCUCCAUUCCUUCGGUCACCUUCCUUUCUCCUCUUCUAUCCUCCCUGGGUUGCUACUGUUUGGGAUUUUGAUUUGGAAAAUUUCAAAUAUAAUUUUUCUGUGUGAUUCAUGUAGUUGCUGUGAUGCAUUCAACCUUUACCUGAGUGAGCUGGGUUUCACCAACUAUUCAGGUGCUAACUUAUUUUCUCUCAAGAAUAGCAUUUAAUUUUUACUUCACCCUUUCUGUAACAUUCUGCAAGGAAGUGUGGAAUAUCUGAACUUGUUAAUAUUGCGCUAACCCUGAACAUUAAAAUAAACUGUACAUUGCUCACUGUGAAACACUAAUACACAUUAUGCUUCCUAAAUGUUCCAUCAUGUAUUUAAAUGAAAUGUCAUAUGACCAUCGCACAGUGGUCUUUGAUACGUAAUCCAGAAUUGAUGUGUUUCUGUCUGUCACUGAAAUCUCUCAUCCGUAGUUAUCACCUGUUAAUCCACUUUCACUUCAUUUAAUUAGGGGCUGAUUUUGAAUUGACAUCAAUAUAGCACACGUGACAAUUUACAGGGAUAAGCAUUACUGCAAAUCCAACAAGUGUUAUCUCCCUAAAUUACCAGAGGAAUUAUACUUCAAAAGUAUUUAGUUGGCUGCAGAGCAGUUAGGGGCAUUUUGAAGUCAUGGAAAGUGCUACCUGAAUUAAAGUUCAUGACAGUGGGACCCAGAAUCUGUUGCAUUUUCCAACUACAUUUUUAAACUAUGCCAUCUUUCUAAGCUUUAACUGAUUUUUUUCCAUUACAAAUUUUUGUUACAAUUCUACAGUUGCCAUCUUGUCCCCUUUAACACCACCCACCACCACCACCCCCCCCCCCCCCCCACCCCCGCAAGGGAAAUUACUUUUUCAGGCCACAUUGCAUAUAUUUCAUAUGUAAGUAUUCCGUUGGCAUAGUAUAUUUGAAGGAAGGGUGCAGUCUAGUCUCAAGUCACAGAACAGCCAAGCAGCUGACUCUGAAACUUAACAUCUGAGAUUUAGAGAGAGAGAGAGAGAGAGAAUUUGUAACCCCUUUUGCUGAGUCACACAUUUCCAUUAAGGCUUUAACUUGUCUUUCCAAGACAACUGUGCCAGUUAGGAUUGUAUAGGCAUGCCUGCUACUUGCCUCAGCUCAGUAUCCCAUAAAACAAAAGUAUCCUGCUUAAAAGAUUUUUAUGAAGGGUGCUUGUAUUGCUCCAUAUAAGCACAAAUUAAAAUCAUGCUGCUUGGGAAACAUUGAAAAUUAAACAAUGCCUUGAUUUAUUGUGCAUUCUUAAUUGCAUGAUGAAUCUUUUCUUUCAGCAUUUGAUUCUGACGCUGUAACAUAGAAAUAAUUCUUGGUUACAUUAUUUUGACUUUCCAGUUUUAACAUUAAAAGUUAAAGGUCCAAUGUGCAACAGAUAAUUAAGAAUGCACCCAUUGCAUUACAUCUGUAAAUCCAUGUUUUGGAAUGGAAACCACAGAUGCAAAAUUGUAGUGACAGUAGUAACAUAAUUCUGUAAUGCAAAAGUAAAGCAGGUUUUCUCCUAAGGCCCUUUUAUUCAACUGACUGUCAGCUUAAAAUACUUAAAACAACCCUUCUGCAGAAAAGGAAACUACAUAUGAAUGAUUUCAAAUUGUCCCAUUCCAAUAAACUAGUUACAUUUUGCACCAACACCUUUAUGAGCACACUGGAGCUUUUCUUUUGCCCCUUCGUCUCCUCAGAGCGAAAGCAUUUGAAAAUUGGAAGGCAACACUUCACAUUUUGAAACAUCCAGUCAUCUCAUUAAACAUGUACAAACUUGGGCCUAUGAUGCAUAAUUGAGCUUCCACUGGCACAGUGCAGCACUGCACCUCAAGCAACUUAACCAGCAAUGUCCACAGCAUCUGCUGGAAACUGCUUACGAAAAGAUUAUGUUGCUUUUAACAAUUUUGUGCCUUUAUUAGAAAUGUGUUAAUGCUUCUGGCCUACAAUCAGUCCACUUAAUCCUGCUGCGUGUACUUUGUUAGCACCACCAUUCCCCUUUAUUAUGUGUCUCACUGGUACAGCUCCUUGUGCCAAUUGCUGGAAAUGGUUUAGCCCAGUUACCUGGUAACGAAUUACCAAGAAGGCAACCCAAUUGUAAUGCACAACUUUUAUCUAUUUUCCAUCUAGAAUGCAACUUGGCAUUUUUGAAUUAGUUGAAUAAUAAGCCACUAAAUUGCUAAGUUAAAUGCAAUGCACUAUUGAGGAGCAAUGUAGUGUUCAUGAAGGAGCAUAUUGUGGAAUUACACCAAUUUUAUUUUGAUAGAUGACAUCCUGUUUCCUAACCAUAUUUAUGGUGGAUGAUUUAGCCUCAUCCACCAUAGACAGUGCUAGUAAUUAAACUUUCUUUUUGUUGAUGCAAAGUUGAAGUUCUCGCUUCAGUGUACAAUUAAAUGUUUUGAUAUCCUUGAGUGAUUUCAAUCUUCUAUUGCCUUUUUUCCUAAUUUUCUAGAGCAGUAUUUUUUUAAAAAAGCACCCCAGAGUUGAAUACUUUUCAAAAGGUAAGAAUCAGUAGUGCCUUGUGAUAUUAAGUUUUCUUUUGCAAUCUUUCAUAUUACAGAUCAAUACAGUAUGGAUAAAGAACAGAAUUUUCUUUGAUCCAUUUUUAAAAUUGGACAAAGAAUUGCAUUUUUCAGGAAUGUCUUCCUGUUGCUGAUGUUGCACAAUGUGUUGCUUUAUAGCCUAAAUUUUUUUGUUUGGAAAAUUUAAGCUAUUAUGUGGUGAUUGGUCAUGGUUCCUACCAUGAAUGCUGGAAUAUGAGGCAAGUUGCCAUAAAACACUCUCUCUCUUUUGUGCAGGACAGUAUUUUUCUUCAACAUUGUAAUCAUGUAUAUUUUCGUGCCACUUAAAUGUUUUGUGUUAUUGUGAAAUAUUGGUCUAGUCUAAGAGUUUUUAUCAUCAGCAUGUUGAACAUUGCUCAUUUCAAGAUGACAGCUGUGCACAGAGUCCAGUGCACUGCAUUAUGGCAUGCUCAAUAGGAAAUGUGAAAGCUAAUACUUCCUUCAUUUUGGCAAGUUGUUCACAUGUUGGUGUAAGUGUUUUCUAGACAAGACUUGAGGUGAGAUUAGAGGAUGUUAUUGUAUGUUUUGUAUGUAAUAUAGCUUCAACACUAAAUUAAUUCCCAUGUGUUUUAUCAAGAGAAAUCAUUGUAAAUAAGUUUCUAUCCCAUGAUGUAAGCUGCAGAACAUAUUAAGUGAAGUAUUUUUUUUAAAUAAAGCCUUCAAAAUUGGCUAGCUGAAUGGAGGUAGGUUAGUUGAAAGAAACUUACCAGGGCAUCCCAGCAGAAAAUUGCAACAAAAUAUUUUCCUUCAUCUUGUAUAGAACUAUCUCUGACCUAACUUCAGUUGAUGGCCAUUGUUUAAAUCGUAAAGAGAAAACCUGCAAAAGGUGAAGGUUUGAAAUGAAAUGUCAGAAACAUUGAGCAAAUUGAUAUCUUUGGGUAAUGAUGUAAUGUAGUGCAUGGUCAAAGGACAUUUGGACCCUUGUUUCAUUUCAUUUGUGUUCUUUCGCACUAACUGCAGUACUUGUUGGAACAGUUGCUGCUGAUGCAGAAAACCACUGAACACAGGAAAGGUGUUUUUCUGUAAAUUGAACUGACGUGGAUAAUCUGGAGGUGGGAGAAUUGAGCAGAAUUUUAAAUAUUCAAAAAACAAAUUAAAAAUUCCCUGUUUAAAAUAAUCCUUGAAUGUAAUGCGCAAAGAAAUAAAUUGAAACUUACCACUGAAGUGAUUUUGUUUGCACAUGACCUAUUUUGCUCGGAAUCUUUCAAUAAAUCCAAUUGUGCCAAAUAUUUAAAGAACUUGUGUUGCUAAAAUAUACUCCAGCUGUGAAGUGCUCUCUUCUCUGCUUUUCCUAAACACAUUUAACCACAGAGGUACUACAUUUUGUGUAUAGGUAUUGGGUUCACUUUUUUUAUUGCGUAAUUUCUUGAUGAAAAGAAUGAAAUAAACUGACAAGUCUUACUUUAAUGGUUUUAUUUUUGAAUUUAUAAGUACUAAAACCUAUUUGGUACUAUCACUGAUUUCACUGACAACCUAUUAUUUUAAAAUGCUUUGUCAUAUCAGUAGUAAACAAUAAACUAUUAUAGUUUUUGGUGGGGUUAAUUAAUAAACUGUAU
Stegostoma tigrinum is the source of this 6227-nucleotide messenger RNA. It is a transcript of the gene cdc42ep4b, whose product is annotated as CDC42 effector protein (Rho GTPase binding) 4b. Lineage: Eukaryota; Metazoa; Chordata; Chondrichthyes; Orectolobiformes; Stegostomatidae. The transcript is spliced from 2 exons. The record is from RefSeq and is a predicted model, not a curated record. The coding region runs from base 647 to 1660 and encodes 337 amino acids.